UGACGACGAAGAGGAGCAGGACGAAAAGAAGGAGUAAUAUGGUGGGGAUAGUGGGAUUGUAGGAAGAGAACGUAGGGUAGAGGUGGGACGGAGGAACGGAGAGUUCGAAGCGCACGAGCGCUUCAGUCGCCGCUGUAACCUCCGAACUAAAAGGACGUGCGUGCGCGUACCAUCCGGCUUUCUUGCCUUCGCUUCUCGUUCGAUUCGAUGUCGCUGAUCGCACAACAAUCUAAUUUUCUCGCCUACGGAACCCUACAGGGACCUCGAGGCCCUUCGAAAAGUGUACUGAAAAGAGUUAUUAUUAGUGAAAAGAUUAGAAAGAAGAGCUCAAACGGUGUAGGAGCUCGGCCAAGUGAAUAUAUAAAUAAAGAGCGAUUUCGUUCGCCGGAUUCUACUUUGGGAUUUCUACUUUGAAGAAACGAUUUAUAAAGAAAAGAGAAGAAUAAGAGCGGACAAGAAAGCGAGCGCUCUUAAGCGCUCUUUAAGAUGCUGGCUUCCAACACGAAUCAGUACCUAUGUCCGGAUUAUUUAACUCCUCUACCAACUACGCUAGAUGCAAAAAAGAGUCCUCUCGCUCUACUCGCACAGACCUGUAGCCAGAUCGGAGCGGAUCCACCGUCAAGCAGAUCUCUAUUGAGCAACUCGGAUAAAUCAUCGAAAUCCUCAAAAUCUAAUCGUGAUCACUCACGCGAGAGAAGUUCACCAUCAAGGCGAACUCCAACGAACGAUGUAAUUGGUAGAUCAAAUUCAAAAAAUUCUCACGAAUCCUUUGGUCGUGAAAAAACCUCCAGUCCGGAAGAUCAGCAACGAUCGGCGUCCAGUCAUUCGACAUCCGCUCGUUCCAGAACACCAGGAAAUAAUAAUAACAAAAGAUGUUCGAGCAAUCAGAGUGCUUCCUCGACCCGUGCAGUGACUCCACAAGGAAGAAAAACAACUACACCGGAAGGUGCCGUAUAUAUUGGCGAAGCAAGUCCAAACGAUGGAAUCUCAACGAGUUCCUCUACUCGAGGACCUCGCCAUGAUAGCCCUACAAUAAGGCCAAAUUCCUACAGCCCUGCCGGAGUAUUAGCUAUGACGGAUCCAUCGAUCAAGGAUCUACCACUCGGUACCUUCAAGCUCGGUCUACCUCCUUCGACAAGUUCAGCUUAUCACUUAGCCUAUGGUGGUUCGCAAUUACCAAUAGACGUUAUGUCAGCUGGUAGCUCGCUAUUGUCUCCGCAUCAGCACGCACUGAAAAGUGGGCUCAUAGGUAACCCAACGAAUCCGUAUCUGGCUUACAGUAGUCGUUUGAAAUCAUCGUCCAGCAGUGGAACCGAUGCAUCGUCCAUAGGUCUUUGUCGGGAUCCCUAUUGCACCGGUUGUCAACUGAACUCUCACCUCUUAGCUGCUGCAGCAGCAGCCGCUAUUGCAGCAACUACCGGCACGAGCGUUCCUCAACAAGCGAGCAUUCAGGCGAACGGUAAACUCUCAACGAGUCCAAUUCCAGCUCCUUCAACAGUUUCUUCUUCUUCGUCUUCUUCUUGCCCAUCCGGUUGCGUCCAGUGUGAUCAUAAAUCUGGAUCCGGCUCGCCUUACGGCUCCGGAAUGUCAACGGCUGCUGCAGCUAGCGUCGCAGCGGCUGCCUACGCCCACGCGCAAUUGAGUGCUCUCGCUGCUGCUUCGCAGCUUCCGUAUGUCUGCAACUGGAUGGCUGGUGACACCGUUUACUGUGGCAAACGCUUUGGCACCUCGGAGGAGCUCCUUCAACAUCUCAGAAGCCAUACGAAUGCUUCCGUUUCGAAUUCCGUUAGCACUACCGAUCCUUCCAACGCUGCUGCCGCUGCCGUGGCUACUGCAACGGCACUUUCAAUGCUCUCACCUCCGCUACCACCACCUCCGCCACAUUCUUUAGCCUUACCAUCCACGCAUCCUUUUUUUUCAAGAACUUAUCCUACACCACCGCUCAGUCCACUUGCUACAGCACGUUAUCAUCCUUACGGGAAACCCGCACCACCAAUGAUACCUCAUUCACUUUCGUCUCUUGCUUUUCCUUUACCUCCAACCCAUCCCGCUCAUGUAUUACCACCUCCAUCUCAUCCACAUCCGCAUUACUUCUCACCGUACUCGCUUUACGCCGCACCAAGGCUUGGUGCGGCAUCCGGACUUCAUCAAUGAGGAGAAAAACAGAGCCAGUUAUUCUCGAGAUUCUGUUUCGACUGAUCGAAAGAGCCCCCGACUGUGAUUUUUUCUCUACAAAGAUGAGCGAGAGAGAAAAAGAGAAAGAGAGAGAGAAAAAGAGAGAGAGAAAGAUUGGAAGAGAUUACAUUUUUGUCUAUUAAAGCCCAAAGACGCGAUUAUGCUUUCUUACCAUGUAUCUAUUAAAUUUUUAAAUGUGUA
This is a messenger RNA of Vespa mandarinia (Asian giant hornet), 2376 nucleotides long. Its product is annotated as zinc finger protein Noc. The record is from RefSeq and is a predicted model, not a curated record. Gene Ontology annotation, biological process: negative regulation of DNA-templated transcription. Gene Ontology annotation, cellular component: nucleus. Lineage: Eukaryota; Metazoa; Arthropoda; Insecta; Hymenoptera; Vespidae.